AUGCAGCGCUUUUUGAGACUCCAGAAAUCUAGUCUUCGUGGACGAUUGUGUGUGUGCCAAGUGAGGCACCAGUCCACUAUCCCCACUGUGGAAUUGCCCCCGGAGAAUAUGAAAAUUGUUCCCUCGGUACACGAUUUGACUCCUUCGUCUUUCACAUCUAAGGACUUUCAAGGUUCUCUUGUGGCGCACCUCUACAGUAGAAACCUCAUAGAGACACUUACAAGUGAUGAUUUGUACAAAAUUACUGAACAUGGCAACAAACAGAAGCUCAAAUUGUACUGUGGUGCUGACCCUACUGCAGAAUCGCUUCAUUUGGGUAAUUUACUACCUCUUAUGGUCUUACUACACUUUGUGUUGAGAGGUCAUGAUGUUGUUGGUUUGGUUGGAGGGGCUACCGGUGUGGUGGGAGACCCAAGUGGGAGAACAAGCGAACGUUCAGCAAUGGAAGCAGCCCAGCGAGAAAAGAACGUGAGAAUCAUCCAGGAGCAAAUUCAAACGUUUUUGAAAAGAGGCAUCGACUAUGCAAAGUCUAGAAACAUUGAAAUUGCGAAGGAUGAUUCGAAAUUGGGUUCCAUUCAGAGUGUGAACAAUGCGGACUGGUGGAAAUCGGUCAAGCUUUUGGAUUUCUUAGCUACUUACGGUAGACAUAUCAGAGUAUCACAAAUGCUUGCUAGAGAUUCUAUUCUGUCUCGUCUAGAAUCUCAGCAGGGUAUAGGAUUCAACGAAUUCACCUAUCAGAUUCUACAAGCUUAUGAUUUCUGGCAUUUAUUCCAAAAUGAGGGUGUUAAUCUUCAGAUUGGUGGAAACGAUCAGUGGGGAAACAUCACUGCUGGAAUUGAUUUGAUUUCACGUCUCCAAAAAAGUACUGAAACGAAAUCGAAGGCUGAAAAGGAACAUGAUUCUCUGGCAUUUGGUAUUACGGUGCCUCUUUUGACUACACCAAGUGGUCAGAAAUUUGGAAAGUCGGCAGGAAAUGCCGUGUUUAUCAGCGAAAAAUCAACCACACCAUUCCAGAUGUAUCAGUUCUUUAUUAAUUCUCAGGAUGAGAUGGUCUUCAAGCUCUUAAAGAUUAUGACUCUUCUUCCUUUAGAGGCAAUCGAAACAGUGAUUGUACCUAAACACGAAAAGGACCCAGGUUUAAGAAUCGCUCAAAGAAUUCUUGCUAGGGAAGUUGUGGACUUGAUCCAUGGUAAUGGCGUAGGUGAUGAAAUGGCUUAUAUCACGAGUUUUUUGUUUCCCACCCCAGAUCAACCGUUUGAUGAUGACAUCACAGCCGACAAGCUUAUUCUGAAAUUUAGAAAAUCAGGAAUCUUGAGAGCGUUAAAGCUUUCUUCAUUCCCGGACCCUACCGAUUUGAAAAUGAGCACAUUGUUAUCAUCUGUUCUCGAAAUGUCAAAGAACGAAACUAAGGCUCUUAUCAGAGCUGGUGGGGUUUACUUGGGAAUUGAUCGGCGUCAAUUCGUUGAUCCGGACGAUGUUGUUUUGUUUGACAAGGAGAAUCAUUUGAUUGAUGGGAAGUUAUUGCUUGUGAGAACUGGUAAACAAAAGUAUUACGUUGUUGAGGUCAGCGAAUAG
Molecule: messenger RNA, 1575 nt
Organism: Clavispora lusitaniae ATCC 42720
Lineage: Eukaryota; Fungi; Ascomycota; Pichiomycetes; Serinales; Metschnikowiaceae
Product: tyrosine--tRNA ligase
Biological process (GO): tyrosyl-tRNA aminoacylation
Cellular component (GO): cytosol; mitochondrion
Molecular function (GO): ATP binding; tyrosine-tRNA ligase activity; RNA binding
Source: RefSeq, a predicted model, not a curated record